GCCGGCAGCGAGGGCGGCCGGGCGGGCAGUGGCCCCGGCCCGCGUCUGCGCCCCUCGCGCGCCUGGCUCGCCCGCAGCCCCAGCCCCGGCCCCGCCGCGCGCACAGCCAUGGUGGGCCGGCUGAGCCUGCAGGAUGUGCCCGAGCUUGUGGACACGAAGAAGAAGGGCGACGGCGUCCUGGACAGUCCGGACUCGGGGCUGCCUCCCAGCCCCAGCCCCAGCCACUGGGGGCCCGCGGCGGCCGGGGGCGGUGGCGGCGGGGAGCGCACGCCGGCCCCCGGGGCGUUGGAGCCCGACGCGGCGGCGACCCCCGCAGCCCCGAAUCCAGCAUCUCUCCCCAACCUCCUGGCCUUCACCUGCUCACCAAGGUUAUGCCCCCUGUCCUUUGGUGAAGGAGUGGAGUUUGACCCCUUACCACCGAUGGAAAUAAGGUACACUUCCUUGGUCAGGUACGGCUCUGAGAGGCACUUCAUCAACGAUGUCCACCUGCCCCUGGGCCUGGCAGUGGCCUCCUGCAGCCAGACGGUCACCUGUAUCCCCAACUGCACAUGGCGCAACUACAAGGCGGAGGUGCACUUCGAACCCCGCCACAAGCCCACCCGCUUCCUCAGCACCACCAUCGUCUACCCCAAGUACCCCAAGACGGUCUACACCACCACCCUGGAUUACAACUGCCGCAAGAUGCUGAGGAGGUUCCUGUCCAGCGUGGAACUCGAAGCCACGGAGUGUCUGGGCGGUGACUACCUUCCGGAGGCCUGCUGACUCGAGCAGGCUGGGUGGGUGGGGAUGGACCGGCCCUCGCUGCCCCGGUCAAGUCGGGCUGCACUGCCCUCGAGUGUCAUUCAUGCCCCAGAAAGGUCUGACGCAGACAUACCUCCAAGCCCAGCCUGGGAAAGAAAAAAACAAAACAAAACAAAAAAAGCAUCUUAUAAUAUAGAGAGAAUUGGGUUUUUGAAAAAUGUUCAAAUUGUUUUUCAAAGGAGUUUAUUUCUAGUUUACUGCCUCACAGUUUCCCCCAUCUCAAUUUAACGAGAAAAUAAAAAGCCAACUAGAACAAAAAGAAAAUGGCCACAAUUUGAAAUAGGGAGAAAGGGGAGAGGUCUCCCAUCAGUCAGUUUGAGGAAGAGCAUGGAACAAGUCUCUGGGAUGGAAAAAAUGAGUUUUAAGAAAUUUCAGCCCCGGGUGUCUUUGCUGCUGUGAAAGUGGUGCUAAUUCAGUAAGCUGUGACACCCAUAUGGGUUCAAUCUGCGGAGAGUCAAGUUCCAUCCAUUUUUUUAUUCCCAUUUCCAUUUGUAUUUCCUUUAACCAAAAGUCUUGGAAUUCUCUAAAUCUUUUUCAUGAUAUUGAAAAACCCCAAACUGCAAUAUAAGAUGCCUUUUUUAAAAAAAAAAAGACAGACAGGAAAGGUUGGCCCUGUUCUCACCUCUUCAGGAGGGUCAGCUCCCCCUGAGCCAUCACUCUCGGAUGUAAUGGCCUGCGUUCCGUUCCUUCCACCCAUUGGUUCCAAGCUCGGGAUCUGGCAAAGUGCCUUGAACCUUGGCAUCUGGGAAUGUCUCCACAGGCUUGUGUAACUAUCCUGAUAUGCAUUUUGGGGUUUCCAAAUACUUUCCUAUUUUUUCUUAAGGCAAAACAUGGCAGAGGGCCUUUUUGAGAGGAACGGCAUUUUAAAGGAAUGCUUAGGAAAAACACUUUUGGGGACUUCCUGGUGGGGGGGUGGUUUUAGUCAUGAUGGGAACCUACGGCCACACCGAGGACCUGACGCCCUCUGGGAGGAGGUGGAUGUAGCUGUUCUCGAUGCUGGGGCUUGUCAGGAUGGGUGCCCUCCCCAGCUGCUCUUAGGCCUUCAAUUGUGUCGAUACUGCAGAGGAUUUCUGUGUAGGUCUAAGGCAAAAAGCAAAGAAAUUGACCCUCCCCCCGAGGGAAGCAAAGGCGAAUUCAGAAUAGGGAAUGAUGUCACAAGUCAAACCCCAGAACCUGGAUGCUGUUGUGAUGGUACACAUUUCCUUUAAGUGUUCCUUUACUGGAAGUGACACUUGUGGCUUUGCGUGUGAAUUGAAGAAACUUUGUGAAUUCAGCUGAAUUGGCCUCAGAAGCAGGGACAGCAGCUGGGCUAGGAGGGUGUGGUGGGCCAGCUGCCUCUGGCUUCAGCCCCCUGCCCACCCUGCCUCACCCCAGCCCUAACUUCUUCCUUCUGCCAGUCUCUGUAUUUUUUGAGAGAAGAAAGUGGCAGAUGGCUUUUUCUGUUCCAAUAUUGGAAAGAACAAACUGUGGAUAUUUCCUUUGAAUGCAUCCAAAUUAUGUCAAGUGCUCAAGGGUUACAGACUAUUGUAAGCUCAGACUCCUGCUGUAUCUGUUUCUGUUCAUGGCUUCCAUCUGUCCUGAAUGCAGAAUUGAUAGCUCUCUGGUACCCUGGAGCCACAGCAGGGACUUUUAUUCCAAGGAGAGCAGGUGUGAUGAUAAUCACUCUCAUCUGAAGUCAUUGGCUGCCUCCUGAGCCAAAUUGUCUGGUGUCCGAUGUAAAAAUGUUUGGUCUUCCGUGCUCCUGACUGGCCGCAGCCCCUCAGUGGAGCCUGGUGGAGUCAGUAGUCGGCUCCGUGGUCCUGUUUGCCACAGUGACUCUCAGCAAGGACCUCUCAAGGGGGCACUCCGGGACCCCACUGCCUCCUUAGUCACUCAGAGCAACAAAUGCUUCCUACCUUUAGAAGAGCAAAUUACACAGCAUUCAUUGAUUAAACAAUGGAUUUUUUUCCUCUCUGAUUUCAUAAUCUUAUCAUUUAAGACAAUGGUAAAUGUAAUUUUUUAAUUACAUUAAGAGAAUACCCAAGGCUUAGCUCUGGCCCGGUGGGGACACUUGAAUGAGCUCAGAACAGUAUUGUGGACAGCAUGGCAGGAGAGGCAAGUGUGGGAGAACAUGGCCUUUGAACACUUUUGAGAUGUCCAUAUGAGAUUUUUCGUUUUAGGAGGAUUGGGUUAAGUUCAGGCAAAUCACUCUAGGUGUGGAGAGAAUCUGAAAUAUACCAGUAAAGUAGAAGCGAGCAAUUGCGAAUGUGAAAUGCGAAUGGGACAGCAGGUUUUAUUUUUGUUAAGUUAUUCACUGUAGUUCUUUCUAAUCCAUCCUUUUUCUUCAAACCUGCUUUGCUGAAAGUUGCAGAAAAGGAAGCAUGUGAAGACAAUGGGGCACUUCUGGUGGAUCAAGUGGCGUCAAUCAAUGGCAGAUUCACGUUGGUUUGCAAGGUGCAAGCAAUGAUUUUUAAAACUCAUUAAAACCAAACAUUCCUAAGCAUAUCUGAGAGACAGAGUUUACUUAUUAAAAAGUCUUUUUUUCUUUUCAGUCUCUUAAAUUAUGGCUUUCAUGUAAAAAGGAUUUGUAUUUUCAGAGAAAAGUUGUUUUCUUUUCAAAUCCAGAUCUUUUAAAAAGAAUGAUUACCUUUUCAUUUGACACUUUACCUGUUUCUAACCUUAGGAAAUCCACAAUGGUAUUUGACAAAAACUAUUUUUUAAAUUUAUCUGUGACAUCUUUUCCACUCCAUUUUGCUCUGUGACUCCUUCAUUUAACAAUAAAUUAUAUUAAAAAAACACAAAACUUAA
This is a messenger RNA of Manis javanica (Malayan pangolin), 3588 nucleotides long. It is a transcript of the gene RFLNB, whose product is annotated as refilin B. Lineage: Eukaryota; Metazoa; Chordata; Mammalia; Pholidota; Manidae. The record is from RefSeq and is a predicted model, not a curated record. Gene Ontology annotation, biological process: skeletal system morphogenesis; negative regulation of bone mineralization involved in bone maturation; actin filament bundle organization. Gene Ontology annotation, cellular component: actin filament bundle. Gene Ontology annotation, molecular function: filamin binding.